UGAUGUUUGUCACUUAUAUUUUGGAUCGCCAGUGUGAGUUCUCAUCUUCACAGGACGGCAUCUCGAUCACCGCUUGAGUAGAUUAGAUAAGGAUAGUCUAACGCUCAAGCGAUCGAUCGUUCCUCACAAUUUUCCUGUCAUCAUUCAGAAGGGACAUCUUGGGCUCCCCUGGGUUAUCAUGGUGUUUUUUGCUGUGAUCAUUCUGUCUGGAUUCAUCAGCAUCUCAGCAGCAGAGGAAGCAUGUGAUCUCUAUGGUGGAGUUGGAGAGAAUCUGAGUCUGCCUCUUAACUUUAACAAACGGAUUAGCAAAUAUUCUCUGAAAUGGGUUCACAAUACUAAGACCCUGUUUUUCAGAGAUGGAAAAGGCCAAUUGUUUAAGGGAAAGCAAGGGGACGUUUCUGCAACCGGAUCUCUUCAGCUGAAGAACCUGCAGUUCUCCAGUGCAGGCGUUUACGAAGCAAAUGUGUUGUCUCCAAACGGUAAUUUGGUUACACAAUGGAGUUGUCGUCUCUGUGUGAUGGACAAGGUGUCAAAACCUCAACUAACUUAUGUGUGUGACUUCCAGUCCAGGACUGUUAAUCUAAACUGCAAUGUAUCCAGGCCUCAGGGUUUGGAUUUCUCAUGGAUGCGUAAUGACACGUUGUUACCAAGUGAAAGAAGACAAACGUUGAGCGUAUCGUUUCCAAUGUUGAAAGAGCAGAGGACCUUCACAUGUACCGUGGCGAACAAAGUCAGCGUGAAGAAGAGUGACACUGUCCGUCCAACCUGCACAAGUCCAUCAUCGUCACCACCCAAUUUGCUUUGUUUUCCAUCCAAAACUGUUGUGGCAGCGGUCGCAGGAGGAGUGAGUCUGAUUCUGCUUUUGAUUGUCAUCGUCGUUGUGUUAUGUUUCUACUACAGAUGCAACGAGACUCAAAAGGGACUCAGGGAGAAAGGUACCGUCAGAAUGCUUUUUCUAAAAAAGCUAGGGCGGGACUCCAUGAGCCCAGAUUAUGUGACCAUGAACCCGACUGAGAACCCUCGUCCCCCGAGCCCCAAGCCUUCACCGAGAGACAGUUACCAGAACGUUCCUCCGCUCAAAGCUCAGCCUGGAAACGGCCCUGUGCAGCUGUCCACCGUCGCUCAGAGACAACAACCUUCGCCUGUGCCGAAGCAGAGGACCAAGACAACAAACGGAAUGUGUCUCCCUCAACAAACUUUCAACGACAAAGAAGAAAACGUAAAGUUUGCAUUUUAAUCCUGCCUAGUCUUUAUCGCUGUAUCAAUAUCUGUGUAGGAGUGAUUGGUUAAAUACUUAUAAAUAUGUGACGAAAUUAUAUUUCAGAAUAAAAAAUAUUUGUGUAAAAAAUA
Molecule: messenger RNA, 1350 nt
Organism: Platichthys flesus (European flounder)
Lineage: Eukaryota; Metazoa; Chordata; Actinopteri; Pleuronectiformes; Pleuronectidae
Product: SLAM family member 9-like
Exons: 1
Coding region: 179-1237 (352 amino acids)
Source: RefSeq, a predicted model, not a curated record